AUGGCAGAUGUGCCCUCAGUUGUCUCUGUAUAUAGUCUUUCAUUAACUGAAAAGAUAAUUUGGGGACGCUACCAAGCCGAGGUCGUGUGCAGGCAGCUGGGAUGCGGCUUUGCUGUUUCUGCACCAUCAAGUGCCUACUUUGGACAAGGCACUGGCGAUAUCUACCUGGACGAUGUGCACUGCACAGGGAGUGAGUCCUCCCUCUUUCAGUGCAGCCACAGCGGCUGGGGCGUCCACAACUGUGGCCACAGUGAAGACGCCGGUGUUGUGUGCUCAGGUACCAUCGCUUUUCCUUCCUCGAUACCAGUCUGUGCCUCCCUGAGCCUGGUGAAUGGCAGGAACCGGUGCGAGGGGCGCGUAGAGAUUUACCACGACGGGGGCCGGGGCACCGUCUGUGAUGACAGCUGGGACCUGAACGAUGCCCAGGUCGUGUGCAGGCAGCUGGGAUGUGGCUUUGCUGUUUCUGCACCAUCAAGUGCCUACUUUGGACAAGGCACUGGCGAUAUCUACCUGGACGAUGUGCACUGCACAGGGAGUGAGUCCUCCCUCUUUCAGUGCAGCCACAGCGGCUGGGGCGUCCACAACUGUGGCCACAGCGAAGACGCCGGUGUUGUGUGCUCAGGUGCCUCCCUGAGCCUGGUGAAUGGCAGGAACCGGUGCGAGGGGCGCGUAGAGAUUUACCACGACGGGGGCCGGGGCACCGUCUGUGAUGACAGCUGGGACCUGAACGAUGCCCAGGUCGUGUGCAGGCAGCUGGGAUGUGGCUUUGCUGUUUCUGCACCAUCAAGUGCCUACUUUGGACAAGGCACUGGCGAUAUCUACCUGGACGAUGUGCACUGCACAGGGAGUGAGUCCUCCCUCUUUCAGUGCAGCCACAGCGGCUGGGGCGUCCACAACUGUGGCCACAGCGAAGACGCCGGUGUUGUGUGCUCAGGUACCAUCGCUUUUCCUUCCUCGAUACCAGUCUGCUUUCAAAAAGUGGCCCUUGUUGGCCACAAUUAGGCGUGUGCCUCCCUGAGCCUGGUGAAUGGCAGGAACCGGUGCGAGGGGCGCGUAGAGAUUUACCACGACGGGGGCCGGGGCACCGUCUGUGAUGACAGCUGGGACCUGAACGAUGCCCAGGUCGUGUGCAGGCAGCUGGGAUGUGGCUUUGCUGUUUCUGCACCAUCAAGUGCCUACUUUGGACAAGGCACUGGCAAUAUCUACCUGGACGAUGUGCACUGCACAGGGAGUGAGUCCUCCCUCUUUCAGUGCAGCCACAGCGGCUGGGGCGUCCACAACUGUGGCCACAGCGAAGACGCCGGUGUUGUGUGCUCAGGUGCCUCCCUGAGCCUGGUGAAUGGCACGAGCCGGUGCGAGGGGCGCGUAGAGAUUUACCACGACGGGGGCCGCGGCACCGUCUGUGAUGACAGCUGGGACCUGAACGAUGCCCAGGUCGUGUGCAGGCAGCUGGGAUGUGGCUUUGCUGUUUCUGCACCAUCAAGUGCCUACUUUGGACAAGGCACUGGCAAUAUCUACCUGGACGAUGUGCACUGCACAGGGAGUGAGUCCUCCCUCUUUCAGUGCAGCCACAGCGGCUGGGGCGUCCACAACUGUGGCCACAGCGAAGACGCCGGUGUUGUGUGCUCAGGUACCAUCGCUUUUCCUUCCUCGAUACCAAGUGUUUUCUCAUUUUUUUGCCUGUCUCCUCCUUUCCAAGGUGCCUCCCUGAGCCUGGUGAACGGCAGGAACCGGUGCGAGGGGCGCGUAGAGAUUUACCACGACGGGGGCCGGGGCACCGUCUGUGAUGACAGCUGGGACCUGAACGAUGCCCAGGUCGUGUGCAGGCAGCUGGGAUGUGGCUUUGCUGUUUCUGCACCAUCAAGUGCCUACUUUGGACAAGGCACUGGCAAUAUCUACCUGGACGAUGUGCACUGCACAGGGAGUGAGUCCUCCCUCUUUCAGUGCAGCCACAGCGGCUGGGGCGUCCACAACUGUGGCCACAGCGAAGACGCCGGUGUUGUGUGCUCAGGUACCAUCGCUUUUCCUUCCUCGAUACCAAGUGUUUUCUCAUUUUUUUGCCUGUCUCCUCCUUUCCAAGGUGCCUCCCUGAGCCUGGUGAAUGGCAGGAACCGGUGCGAGGGGCGCGUAGAGAUUUACCACGAUGGGGGCCGGGGCACCGUCUGUGAUGACAGCUGGGACCUGGACGAUGCCCAGGUUGUGUGCAGGCAGCUGGGAUGUGGCUUUGCUGUUUCUGCACCAUCAAGUGCCUACUUUGGACAAGGCACUGGCAAUAUCUACCUGGACGAUGUGCACUGCACAGGGAGUGAGUCCUCCCUCUUUCAGUGCAGCCACAGCGGCUGGGGCGUCCACAACUGUGGCCACAGCGAAGACGCCGGUGUUGUGUGCUCAGGUACCAUCGCUUUUCCUUCCUCGAUACCAGUCUGCUUUCAAAAAGUGGCCCUUGUUGGCCACAAUUAGGCGUGUGCCUCCCUGAGCCUGGUGAACGGCAGGAACCGGUGCGAGGGGCGCGUAGAGAUUUACCACGACGGGGGCCGGGGCACCGUCUGUGAUGACAGCUGGGACCUGAACGAUGCCCAGGUCGUGUGCAGGCAGCUGGGAUGUGGCUUUGCUGUUUCUGCACCAUCAAGUGCCUACUUUGGACAAGGCACUGGCAAUAUCUACCUGGACGAUGUGCACUGCACAGGGAGUGAGUCCUCCCUCUUUCAGUGCAGCCACAGCGGCUGGGGCGUCCACAACUGUGGCCACAGCGAAGACGCCGGUGUUGUGUGCUCAGGUACCAUCGCUUUUCCUUCCUCGAUACCAGUCUGCUUUCAAAAAGUGGCCCUUGUUGGCCACAAUUAAGCAUGUGCCUCCCUGAGCCUGGUGAAUGGCAGGAACCGGUGCGAGGGGCGCGUAGAGAUUUACCACGAUGGGGGCCGGGGCACCGUCUGUGAUGACAGCUGGGACCUGGACGAUGCCCAGGUUGUGUGCAGGCAGCUGGGAUGUGGCUUUGCUGUUUCUGCACCAUCAAGUGCCUACUUUGGACAAGGCACUGGCAAUAUCUACCUGGACGAUGUGCACUGCACAGGGAGUGAGUCCUCCCUCUUUCAGUGCAGCCACAGCGGCUGGGGCGUCCACAACUGUGGCCACAGCGAAGACGCCGGUGUUGUGUGCUCAGGUGCCUCCCUGAGCCUGGUGAAUGGCACGAGCCGGUGCGAGGGGCGCGUAGAGAUUUACCACGACGGGGGCCGCGGCACCGUCUGUGAUGACAGCUGGGACCUGAACGAUGCCCAGGUCGUGUGCAGGCAGCUGGGAUGUGGCUUUGCUGUUUCUGCACCAUCAAGUGCCUACUUUGGACAAGGCACUGGCAAUAUCUACCUGGACGAUGUGCACUGCACAGGGAGUGAGUCCUCCCUCUUUCAGUGCAGCCACAGCGGCUGGGGCGUCCACAACUGUGGCCACAGCGAAGACGCCGGUGUUGUGUGCUCAGGUGCCUCCCUGAGCCUGGUGAAUGGCAGGAACCGGUGCGAGGGGCGCGUAGAGAUUUACCACGACGGGGGCCGGGGCACCGUCUGUGAUGACAGCUGGGACCUGAACGAUGCCCAGGUCGUGUGCAGGCAGCUGGGAUGUGGCUUUGCUGUUUCUGCACCAUCAAGUGCCUACUUUGGACAAGGCACUGGCAAUAUCUACCUGGACGAUGUGCACUGCACAGGGAGUGAGUCCUCCCUCUUUCAGUGCAGCCACAGCGGCUGGGGCGUCCACAACUGUGGCCACAGCGAAGACGCCGGUGUUGUGUGCUCAGGUACCAUCGCUUUUCCUUCCUCGAUACCAGUCUGCUUUCAAAAAGUGGCCCUUGUUGGCCACAAUUAGGCAUGUGCCUCCCUGAGCCUGGUGAAUGGCACGAGCCGGUGCGAGGGGCGCGUAGAGAUUUACCACGACGGGGGCCGCGGCACCGUCUGUGAUGACAGCUGGGACCUGGACGAUGCCCAGGUCGUGUGCAGGCAGCUGGGAUGUGGCUUUGCUGUUUCUGCACCAUCAAGUGCCUACUUUGGACAAGGCACUGGCAAUAUCUACCUGGACGAUGUGCACUGCACAGGGAGUGAGUCCUCCCUCUUUCAGUGCAGCCACAGCGGCUGGGGCGUCCACAACUGUGGCCACAGCGAAGACGCCGGUGUUGUGUGCUCAGGUACCAUCGCUUUUCCUUCCUCGAUACCAGUCUGCUUUCAAAAAUAUAUUUGUGGUGGCUUACUUUUUAAUUCCUCUGGAACACUUCAGAGUCCUUCUUAUCCUUCAAAUUAUCCAGAUAAUGCAGAUUGUUUGUGGCAAAUACAAGUAACGAAUAAUUUCCGCAUUAUGCUCACAUUUGGAAGUAUUCAGUUGCAAGGUGGAUGCCAGAAUGACUAUAUUGAGGUCUAUGAUGGGCCACCCAAUACUUCUCCUCUGCUUGGAAGAAUUUGUUCUAGUUCUGAUCUCACGUACACAUCAUCCUCAAACUUUAUGACUGUCAGAUUUCAUAGUGACUCCAGAUAUUCUGACAGGGGGUUUCAUGCUGAGUAUCAGUCCUUUCCAGCAGACCAGAACACCACCCUUGUGUGCUUGCCAACAUACAUGCGUGCAGCUGUAGACAGACGCUAUCUCCAGUCACAGGGCUACUCGGUGUGGAACAUCAGCUUGUCUGACUCUUAUUGUAGACCAACAAUUACAUCGACUGAGGUUAUAUUCAAUGUUCCAUACAAUGGCUGUGGUACACGUAGACAGGGCAACAAUGAAACGAUCACCUACUCCAAUGUGAUAAAAGUGCUUGCUUCUGGUUACAUCAUCAAGAGGCAAAAGGACCUUCACUUGCACAUCAACUGCAAAAUGCUCCAGAACACCUGGGUGCAAGUAAUGUACAUUGCUGAUGACAUCAUUAAUGUCAGUGAAACCCAGUAUGGCAGAUACGAUGUGAACUUGACAUUCUACAAUUCCUCAUCUUUCCUGUGGCCAGUGCAUGACUUCCCAUACUACGUUGACCUGAAUCAGAAUUUGUUCCUUCAAGCUUCCCUUCACAGCUCUGACCCAAAUCUGGUGGUGUUUGUGGACACAUGCGUGGCAUCACCUGAUCCUAGCAAUUUUAGAACACUGACCUAUGAAUUGAUCAGAAGUGGGUGUGUUAAGGAUCCUACCUACUCUUCUCACUAUUCACCAUACAGCGAUGUUGCUCGGUUUGCAUUUAAUGCUUUUUCGUUUGUUAACCGAUACCCAUCAGUUUACCUGCAGUGUGAGCUGGUGGUGUGCAGGUCCAAUGACUACUCUUCCCGCUGCUAUCAAGGCUGUGUUAGUAGGUUCAAGAGGAAUGCAGGUUCUUCCCAGGAAAAAAGGAAUGUUGUUAUUGGACCCAUUCAACUCCGGGAAGCUCACGCCAAGAACAGGAACGCUGACCUGGCUUCUGACAUUCAGGAGGAAGGGGAGUCUCAGAGCUCAGUGCCUGCUGCCAGCUCCCAUGUUCCUCUGGCUGUGACCGUCAUGGUGCUGGUAGCUGCUGUUCUUACUGUGGGAGGUUUUCUUUUGAAGCCGCCCCGUCUCCAGCUGGUGAAUGGAAGGCACAGAUGCGAAGGUCGCGUUGAGCUCUAUUACAAAGGACGACGGGGGACAGUUUGUGAUGAUUUCUGGGACCUUUCCGAUGCCCAGGUUGUGUGCAGGCAGCUGGGAUGUGGCCAGGCCAUUGCAGCUCCAGGAAGUGCUUACUUUGGGCAAGGCUCAGGCGACAUCCUGCUGGACAAUGUGAGGUGCAGCGGGAAUGAGGUCUUCUUGUCGCAUUGUGAGCACUCGGGAUGGAGGAUACACAACUGUGCCCACUAUGAAGAUGCUGGUGUUGUCUGCUCAGGAAAGACCACUGCAGCACCGACAACCUCCACUGUGCCAACAACCUCAACUCUGGACACAACCUCCGUAGCGGAGCUGACGUCCAUAGAGGAGACAACCACCACAGCACCAAUGACCUUUCUUGCAGAGACAACCAUCACAGCGUCAACGGCCCCUACAGCGGAGAUGACGUCCCUAGCAGAGACAAUCGCCACAUCGCCAGUCACCCCCAUAGCAGAGACGACCUCCCUAGCAGAGACGACCACCACAGCACCAACAUCCUCCCCAACAGAGGUGUCCUCCCCAGUGGACACGUCCUCCCUAGUGGAGACAACCACCACAGGACCAACAUCAUCCCCAGCAGAGUCUUCCUCCCCAGCGGAGACAUCCUCACUAGCAGAGACGACCACCACAUCACCAACAUCCUCCCCAGCAGGGUCGUCCUCCCCAGCGGAGACAUCCUCCCUAACAGAGACGACCACCACAGCACACAUGGCUACCACAGCAGAGACCAGCACAUCAGGCAUCCACCUGCGGCUUUCCGGUGGGAGGAACGGCUGCGAGGGCCGCGUGGAGGUUUACAAUGGCAGCAGCUGGGGGACGGUGUGCGAUGACUGGUGGGACCUGAGUGAUGCCCAGGUGGUGUGCCGGCAGCUGGGCUGUGGCCAGCCCAUGGCCGCCCCGGGCAACGCGUUCUUCGGCCUCGGCUCCGGGAGCAUCUUCCUGGACGAUGUGCAGUGCCGCGGGGACGAGCCCUCCCUCCAGAUGUGCAGGCACAAUGGCUGGGGUGUGCACAACUGCAGGCACGUGGAGGAUGCCAGCGUCAUCUGUGCAGCUGCACAUCCAAGCCCUGCUGCUGAACAGCCGUACACAACAGGUGCCCACCUGCGGCUUUCCGGUGGGAGGAACAGCUGCGAGGGCCGCGUGGAGGUUUACAACGGCAGCAGCUGGGGGACGGUGUGCGACGACCGGUGGGACCUGAGUGAUGCCCAGGUGGUGUGCCAACAGCUGGGCUGUGGCCAGCCCAUGGCCGCCCCGGGCAACGCGUUCUUCGGCCUCGGCUCCGGGAGCAUCUUCCUGGACGACGUGCAGUGCCGCGGGGACGAGCCCUCCCUCCAGAUGUGCAGGCACAGUGGCUGGGGUGUGCACAACUGCAGGCACGUGGAGGAUGCCAGCGUCAUCUGUGCAGCUGCUCUGGCCACCUCGACACCUCCAUCAGCACCUUAUUUUUGUGGUGGCUCAAUCUCAAAUUCCUCUGGGAUGCUGCAGAGUCCCUUCUACCCUGGAAGUUAUCCAAACAACGCUGACUGCGUGUGGGAAAUACAAGUAGAGAACAAUUUCCGUGUUAUGCUCAUGUUUAGAGAUAUUGCGAUGCAAAGCGGCAGAUGCCAGUAUGACUACGUUGAAGUCUAUGAUGGGCCUCCACACUCUUCCCCGCUUCUUGGGAGAAUUUGUUCUGGUUCCCUUCCCACGUACAUAUCCUCUUCAAACAUGAUGACCGUUCGCUUUCACAGCGAUUCUAGAUACACCUUCAGAGGGUUUCAGGCUCACUACUCCUCCAUUCCAGCAGAUCACAACACUACUCUUCUGUGCUUGCCAGACUACAUGCAUGCAGUGGUUAGCAGAGACUAUCUCCAGUCUCAAGGCUACUCGGCGCAGAUGGUCACCCUGAACGACAGUCGCUGUAAACCAACAAUCACGUCACAUGAGGUUUUAUUCAACAUUCCCUACAAUGGCUGUGGGACGAUACGAGAGGAGAACGAUGAUACAAUCAACUAUUCCAACAUAAUCAAAGUUACAUCUUCUGGGUACAUAAUCAAGAGGAAAAGGAAUAUUCACUUACAUAUCAGCUGCAAAAUGCUACAGAACAAAUGGAUGCAGAUAAUGUAUGUUGCUGAGGAUACUGUAGACGUGAACGAAAAUCAGUUUGGAAGAUAUGACAUGAACAUCACUUUUUAUCAUUCCUCAUCAUUCUUGCGACAAGUGCAUGACUCUCCAUACUACAUUGACUUGAACCAAAAUUUGUACCUUCAAGCUUAUCUUCACAGCUCUGACCCAAAUCUGAUCGUGUUUGUGGACACAUGUGUGGCAUCACCUGAUCCUCAUGACUUUAACACUCUGGUCUAUGAUAUAAUCAAGAAUGGAUGUGUUAGAGAUUCUUCCUAUGCCACAUACUACUCCCCCUACAGCCACUUUGCUCGGUUCAAAUUUAAUGCCUUUGAGUUCAUUAGCCGCCAUACGUCAGUCUACCUGCAGUGUCAGCUGGUGGUGUGCAGGCUGGGGGACUAUUCCUCCCGCUGCUACCGGGGCUGUGUUAAUCGGUCCAAGAGAGAUGCAAGUUCUGCCGAGGAAAGAGUGAAUGUGGUUGUCGGACCGCUUCAGCGUCGAGAAGGGGGUGGUCAGAGUAGGAAUACCGGUAAAGUCAAAUAA
This is a messenger RNA of Gavia stellata (red-throated loon), 8256 nucleotides long. Its product is annotated as deleted in malignant brain tumors 1 protein. The transcript is spliced from 29 exons. NCBI's taxonomy places the organism in Eukaryota, Metazoa, Chordata, Aves, Gaviiformes, Gaviidae. The record is from RefSeq and is a predicted model, not a curated record. Gene Ontology annotation, cellular component: membrane.